This is a messenger RNA of Labrus bergylta (ballan wrasse), 1119 nucleotides long. RefSeq names its product small ribosomal subunit protein eS19. NCBI's taxonomy places the organism in Eukaryota, Metazoa, Chordata, Actinopteri, Labriformes, Labridae. Gene Ontology annotation, molecular function: structural constituent of ribosome; RNA binding. Gene Ontology annotation, biological process: ribosomal small subunit assembly; translation. Gene Ontology annotation, cellular component: ribosome; cytosolic small ribosomal subunit. The record is from RefSeq and is a predicted model, not a curated record.
CUCCUCAGCAUCCUUCCUUUCAUCCUUUGCAAACGAGGGUAGUCUCCUUCCCUCCUCAGCAUUCUUCCUUUAGCCGCCUCGCCGCAUUAGCUGAACUCCAUCCUUAGCCUGACCACCUAGCUGUCGUCUUUGUAAGGUAUAUGAACAAUGCCCAGUGUCACGGUGAAAGAUGUCAACCAACAGGAUUUUGUCAGGGCUUUGUCAGCUUUCCUCAAAAAGUCUGGCAAGCUGAAGGUCCCAGAAUGGGUUGACACUGUGAAGCUUGCCAGGCACAAGGAGCUGGCUCCCUGUGAUGACAACUGGUUCUACACCAGAGCAGCCUCCACGGCUCGUCACCUGUACCUGCGUGGAGGGGUCGGCGUCGGCUCUAUGAUCAAGGUCUACGGAGGGCGGCAGAGGAACGGGGUAUGCCCCGCCCACUUUAGCGUGGGCUCCAGAAACGUGGCGAGGAAGGUCCUGCAGGCUCUGGAGGGCCUCAAGAUGGUGGAGAAGGACCCAAAUGGUGGACGAAGACUCACCCCACAGGGCCAAAGAGAUCUGGAUCGGAUUGCUGGUCAGGUAGCCUCAGCAAACAAGAAGCAGCGAAGUUUACAAAGCGCCAUCUGAGGAAUGCAUGCAAAGAAUCCAGACAUAAAAAGAGCUGAAAUGCCUUAUUGCUUAUUUACUCAAGUUUGCUUGUCUCCCAAAUCACUCCAGCAGCCACAGUAACUGAGUGCAAGAGGCGUUUCACAGAGAUGCAUGAGUCCAUAGUACAAUAAGUAAAAAAAUAAAAAAAGUAUUAUACAUGGAUGUUUUGCAACACUUUCAGGUUAGUUUUUGCUUGAUUUAUGAAUUUGUAUAUCAAUGCACUGGUGGCCUUGUGAGAAUAAAACACAGACUGUAGCAAAAGCACUGAGUAUAAAGUAUUACCAAGCAAGAGCAUGUUUAUAUUGUUAUGCCAACAACUGUGAAACUCAAUGUAAAAAGAAAACCAAAUGGAUGAAAUGAAUGCUAAUGUAUAUUUUUUAUUUUAUUAGUUACUUAGUUUUUUGGUCACAGAAUGUUAUUUCUUAUCAUGUUGAUUAUGAGAUGUAAAUGAAUGGCACAGAUAUCCAAUAAACUGAAUAUGAGCACUGACAA